UGGUGGGUGACAACGACGACCAGCGACGACGCCGACGAUACAAAAACAAGGACAUGAAAAGGCUCUUUCAAAAGUAUUAAAAAUAUGACUGACAGGAAGAAAGAAUGAAAUAUAUGAUUAAAAAUAAUGUGCUAAAAGAAUUUGAACGACAAAUUGGAGGUAUUUGAUCUUUGAAAAAGAAAUAAAAAAACUCGGAAAGGGUACUUGUCGGUUUAUCAAACGGCGGAGAGAUGUUUAUAGUCACGAAGGAGAUCGAUAGUGAGAACAUAAGCAAAUUAUGCCGCACGUGCUUACGAGAAGACGGCGACAAAAUGAUAUGCUUGUUCGUAGGACCAGCUGGUUCCUCACUCGCCGCUAAAUUACGAUCGCUCUCUUGUUUAGAAGUCUGGCAGGGAGACGGCUUGCCCGAAAAGAUGUGCGAUCGUUGCGUCACCAGAGCGGAAUCAGCCCUUUUAUAUCGAGAGCAAUGUCGCGCUGCAGACAGGGCUUUGAGACAAGCGGCGUUGAAGGUAUCUCGAUUGACGUCAUGCACUACCGUUUCCGGUUGCAAACUCUAUCAAAAUCAGCAGAGUCAAGGAUUCGUGCCGGUACAAAAUUCUCAUAAGACGCUAAAAUGCGUGGAAUGUGGCGCAGUGUUUAUGAAUUACCAGGAGUUUUGCGCCCACAAUCGACUGCAUUUGCCUUUCAUUCAGGACAACAUACCUAUGCAGCAUAUGCAUAUUGUGGAGUCUCAGAAUCCAUAUCUUAAUUUCACUCACGUCAGUUCAAACUUUACAAACGAUAAUAUUCCAAAUGCGCAAUUAUCUCCAUUAGCUAGGCCAAAUAUGAUGCACACCGUAUUGCCAAAUGAAGAGAGUUCGAGUCGAGCUGCUUGUGCCUUGCAUUGUACUCUGUGCAAUCACACUUUUACCAACAGGAGACAAUUAAUAAGUCACAAUAUAACGCACAGCACAGAGAGCGUCGACAUAUCGUGUGACAAUGAAAACAUAGAGAUUUGUGAAAACUCCAAUCAUAUACCACAAAACUUGAGCUAUGAAAGAUCGAUUCAUUCUGUCGAUAAUCCCAUUCAGAACUUGUCGUACCAGAGAUCCACUGUGGACGACGGGAUGCAGAAUAUAAACUUCCCGGAGAACAUCGAUCUCGAAGGCGUUCAGGAAAGCAGUUCGGAACGCAUGCCAAACGUAACGAUGCAUUCCGAGAAUGAUGUGUCGAUUACCGAAAACUUGAGAUUUAUGAAAUCGCCUGGGAAGGACAGACAGCUCGCGAUUGAAUAUCACGGAUGUGCGAGCGAUGAUAAUUACAAGCAGCCUCUUGACAUAAAAACCACAGAAGACAUUCACGCCAAGAAGCAUCAGUGUGAGGUAUGCUCAAAACAAUUUUCACAAAAAUCCAAGUUAUUUGCUCAUCGGUUGUCUCACUCUGGCCAGCAACCGUUUAAAUGUCCGAGUUGCGGCAAGAGUUAUGCAUCGAAGAGCAAACUCAGUGCACAUAUGAGAUUGCACACCAAAACUAACGUACAUCAAUGUAAAGUAUGUGAUAAAAUAUUUCCAUAUCCGUCAUAUUUGGAGGAGCAUAUAAAAGUCCAUAAUAAAAGUGAUAAUACUCCACAAAAUAAGGACUACGAAUGCGCUACUUGUAACAAACGUUUUCGUCUUUUAAAGAAUUUGAAAGCUCAUGAAAGACUUCAUACGGGAAGAGGUUUAGUGCAAUGCGAGAUUUGUGAUAAAAAGUUUAGUCAUAAUUAUAAUCUAAAAAUGCACUUGCGAACACACAAGACAUCGAGGGUGCAUAAGUGCGAGUAUUGCGACAAGCGCUUCGUGCAGAAGGGCAAUCUGGUCGAGCAUUUACGAAUACACACUAAGGUGAAACCUUUCGCAUGUAAGCUAUGUAGCAAGAGAUUCGCGCAAUCGAGCCACCUUAAAAGUCACGAGGCUUCGCACGGUACGUUGAGGCAGCAUCAAUGUCGAUUAUGCGGAAAGAAAUUCAAGCUGGCCAAUCAUUUGAAACGGCAUUUAAAUUUACAUACCGGUUCAAAGACUUAUAAGUGCAAUCAGUGUAACCAAAUGUUUUCGCAGUCUUUUAGUCUAACGAGACAUUUAAAGAAGCACAACGAAUCGCAUAUAUAAUUUAUAUCUGAUAGAUUUGAAUUUGUACAUAUCAAUAUAUAAACAUAUGAAUGAUAGUUUGAGAGA
This is a messenger RNA of Monomorium pharaonis (pharaoh ant), 2192 nucleotides long. RefSeq names its product zinc finger protein 808. Gene Ontology annotation, cellular component: nucleus. Lineage: Eukaryota; Metazoa; Arthropoda; Insecta; Hymenoptera; Formicidae. The coding region runs from base 231 to 2126 and encodes 631 amino acids. The record is from RefSeq and is a predicted model, not a curated record. Gene Ontology annotation, molecular function: zinc ion binding. The transcript has 3 exons.